AUGUCUGAGAUAAACUUUACUCUGUUGAAUGACAGGGUACUUGAUGUUGACCCAGACAUCAGAUUUAUGGCAUUGGAGGAUUUACGUAAAUUUCUAACUGAUGAAUCAAUUGCCACUAACAAAAAUGCAAUCAAUAACAAUUUAAAUAAUUUGAUACCAAAACUAUUGAACAUGUUGAGUGAUGCAAAUCCAGAUGUACAAAAUCAAGCAAUAAAAUCAUUUGAACCAAUGAUCAAGUAUUUGGAUAAUGAUUCAAUUUUGAACUUAGUCAAAAAAUUAUUUCAAUUAGUUCAAUCAACAAAGUCCAAGUCAAGUUCAUCAUCAACGAAUUCUAACUUAAAAAGUUUUACAGUAUCUGUACCUAACAUGGCAUUAAGAUCCUUAUUUGCUCAAUCUAACUCAAGAGAAAAAUCUGAUUUUAUGCUGGAUAAAUUAUCAUCGUCAAAUUUUAGAUUCGAUCGACAAUUAUCAAAACAAAUAAUGGACUACUUAAUACCUAAUAUAACUGGUGGAGAUACUUCAAUUGAUAACAUUGAAUUAUUGAUAGACUUGAUAAAUGAAUUAGGUUACGUUUUGAAUCAAAAUGAAUUAUUGAAGUUGGGUGAAUAUUUUAUUAAUGUUAGUUUCAAGGAACAAGGUAUCAUAGGGAAAAAAGCCGUCGUUGGAAUUGAAAGAGUUGUUGUUUUAGUUAAAACAGUUGAAGGUAUUGAUAAAUUGUUGGAUCUUGCAGCUUCCACAUGUUUAGAUUCAAAAUUGAAAAACAAAUCAUACAUUUUGCUUCAACUAUACUCUGUGAUUUUACAAGGUGGUGUUCAUCCAUCAAAUGUUGAUCAAAUUUAUGGAUUCGUCAUGGAAAUUAUAAAUUCUCCAAUAGAGUUCAACGAGGAUGAAGACAUAGAUUACGAUCUUCUUGAGCAACAAAAUGCAUUAAAAGACGAAGCAUUCACGACAUUGAUUGAUAUACUUCAACAAAAUUGUCUCCCAACAGAGCACAAAAACCAAAUCAUAGAUGCGAUAAAGAAAUAUUUGAAAUAUGAUCCUUUGCAUUCAGAUGAUGAAGAUUUAAAUAUCAUUGACGACGACAUUGAGUUCAGUGAUGAGGAACUUGGAGCUGGAGACGACGAAGAGUACGAUGGUUCAUGGAAAUUAAGGUCAAAAGCUGCGAUUUUGAUUAGAGUCCUUUUAAAAAGUUUCCCUGAUACUUUGGAUGUAAUAUCGAGAGAAAUUUUACCAUUAAUUAGUUUGCAAGACUCCAAUGAUCAAGUUGCGCAAGAAAGUAUUAAAUCUUGUAUUGCAAUUAUUCAAGCAACUUCACCAAGAGACGCACAAAGUCUUCUGCCUCUAUCACAAGUCAUUGUCAAUAGAAUUGCAAGUGUUAAAGAAGAGCAACUAACAUCAUUUUUAAGACUAAUUGAAAGUCUUAAUAGAUUCAACAAUCAACCAUUAAUCGAUGAAUUUUUCAAAACUUUGAAUUCUCGAAAAAUCAUUUCCUCCAGCUCAACUGAUUAUCUACAAUUUUAUUCAAGUGUCCUAAAAUUUCAUGAUAAUUUGAACGACGAAACAAUAUCACGAAUUGCACAAGACCUAGCUACUAAUAUUAAUGAUAAAUCAUUCAACUUGAUCCUGGAAUCUUUAAAAUGUCUUCAAGUUUUGUUCAAAAAUAUUAAUGAUCUUCUGAGAAUUUCCAAUCUUGAUACUAUAAUAAACAGAUUAAUUGAUAAAAUUAAAAAUAGCAAAACUUAUCCAAGUGAUUUGAUUAGACUUUCAAUUAUAUGCCUCGGGGAAGCAUUGGCAAAUAAAAUACACAAUGAACAAGAAAUAUUGGAAAUUUUGAAACAGUCUUUAAUUUAUGAUGGAACUAGUAAAGUUACAAUUGAUGUUCUCAAUAACAUAUAUUCGAACAAGCAAUUAGAAAGUGAAUAUACUCAAUUUGUCAUUGAAAAGCUAUCUAAUACUUACGUUCUUUCAAGUAACGAAGCAACGUCAUUAUCAGCAUUAAUUUUAUUGGACAAAGCAGCAGAGCAAAGUUCUCCACAAGACUACGAUACACUUGUGAAAAAUUUGAUCCAGUUAUUGCCAGUAGCAACACCCUCAAAUUAUCAUUACAUUUUCAAAAUUUUUGACAACAUUUCAUCAUCAGCCUUGAAUGAUCAAAAUUUAACUCAUCUUCUUGAUAUCAUUGUAAAGUUGGUAAAUGACAACAAAAUCGACGUUGACGAUCAGGCUUUUUUCACAUUCCUUUCCAAAAUAUGUCAAGCAGAUGCAUCAAUUUAUACCAAGCUUGGGAACUCUUUGAAUAAGUCGUUAGAAAUAACUGCAAAGACAUUGGCUACAUGUGCCAGUGAUGAUGUAAAACAUGAAUUGAAUACAAAAAUGUUUAACGAAUUGAGAAGUAUUUCCAAUACGGAAGAUCCAAAUUUUGCUUUUCUCAUACUUUUCUUGGGUUAUUCAAAUGACUCUGCAAAGUAUUUGAACACUCAGUUUAUAAUUGACAUAUUACAAAAAUCAGAUUUUACAAAUGAAAGUAACAUUCAAGCUGCAUCGACAGCUUUAGGAUUGGUUGCAGAAAAAGACGUCAAUUCAUCAGUGCCAGCUAUUUUGCAUGCUUUCUUGCAGGAAAAGAAUACCAUUGUUCGUGGUCUGUUGAUAAGUGCUUUGAAGGUUUUGAUUACUAGUUGUAACUUGGAACAGAAGUUAGAAAUUUGGCAAGCAAUUUUUAAUUUACCAACUAAAUUUGAUCAUUCUUUAAUUCCAGAAUUAAGAAAGUCUGGGGAAAUUUUGGGAAGAAUUGCCUAUUCAUUAGACGAAUCAACAUUUAAAGAUAUUGUCGAGAAUCAAGAGGAUGAGAGAAAAAUUUAUUUAAUCUUGGUUAUAUCAAAAUUCUUAAUCAGUAACCUUGAAAAUUCAAAUCAAAAUGAUAAAUUAUUGACCUUCUUGGUAAAAUCAUCUAUUCCCUGGUUGGAUUUAGUUGACGUUGAUAUAAGACAAAUCGGGGUCGGUAACUUAUUGACUGGAAUUCAUAGUAAGCCGUCAAUAAUUACACCAAUUUUAAAUCAAUUGAUAUUACCUUCAUUGUUUAAACAAUUAACGGCAGAGCCGAAAUUUAAAAAGGUUAUUACAAUGGGGCCAUACAAAUAUGUUUUAGAUCAAGGAUUAGAAAUUAGAAAGCUUUGCUACGAAUUCAUUUAUUCUAUCAUGGCUACAGAUCAAGCUUCAUUGAAUAAAAAUGAGGUAGAUUUACAAUUAAUUGCACAAAAAAUUAUCGAACAUGGAUUGUUGGAUGAUCAAUCAGAUAUAAUUGUUUUGGCAUGUAUUAAUUUAAUCAACUUUUUUGAUUUGCACGAAGCGGAUGCAAAAACAUUAAUCAAAAGUGAUGACAAGGUGAUUACCAAAUUAAUAUCAGGAUUAAACACUCAGUUGGCUAAAAAACUUUCCGCUAAAGCUUCAUCGCAAGACACAGAAAAUCAUCAAGAAAGAAUUAAAUCAAUAAUAAAAUUAACCAAAAAAAUCAACAAUCUUUUUGAAAAUAUGCAAAAUGAUUAUAAUGAACAUCAGUCUAAAUUUGAUGCUUGGAGCAAAUUUAAUUCAGAUGUCAAAGAAAAGUUUAAUGUUUUCUAUAGCACGACUAAUGUUUAA
Messenger RNA from Lodderomyces pseudojiufengensis, 3636 nucleotides. RefSeq names its product Tip120p (gene TIP120). Gene Ontology annotation, biological process: protein ubiquitination; SCF complex assembly. The transcript has a single exon. The coding region runs from base 1 to 3636 and encodes 1211 amino acids. The record is from RefSeq and is a predicted model, not a curated record. Lineage: Eukaryota; Fungi; Ascomycota; Pichiomycetes; Serinales; Debaryomycetaceae. Gene Ontology annotation, cellular component: nucleus.